Messenger RNA from Neofelis nebulosa (Clouded leopard), 2268 nucleotides. It is a transcript of the gene CLDN15, whose product is annotated as claudin 15. Gene Ontology annotation, cellular component: plasma membrane; bicellular tight junction. Gene Ontology annotation, biological process: cell adhesion; bicellular tight junction assembly. Gene Ontology annotation, molecular function: structural molecule activity. The transcript is spliced from 5 exons. Bases 1279 to 1980 code for a protein of 233 amino acids. The record is from RefSeq and is a predicted model, not a curated record. Lineage: Eukaryota; Metazoa; Chordata; Mammalia; Carnivora; Felidae.
GCCUGGGGGGUAGCAUCGGUUCCCUCCUACCCCUGGACACCAAGCCCCUGCUGCGCUUGCCAGAGGAGAACCAGAGCUGCCCUGGCUGUGGCCUUGAGGCAGGAAAUGAUACUGUCUGCACCAGGACAGGUGCUCAGCCUCGGCUUGGGGAUGGGGCCCGGCGGUUUCUAACCCAUCAUAAUUAAUAGAGCUGGUGACAGUUCUGAUAACUGAGCUGCUUAGAUUAGCCACAGGAUCACGUUCUGGGCCUGUGAUUUAUCCCCCGUGGUGGCCCUUGGCAGUGAGAUCAAGCUUGUUGCCGAGAGUCAAAGAUCAACCCGACGAGGGGGGAAAUUCAAGUUCAAGAAGUUGAAGUUUGGAGGGAAGCAACCCACUGGUGGCCUCACCCUGUGCCCGCGGCACCCGGAGCCAGAGUGGUCCCCGAGGAUGGAGCAGUUCCCACGUGCAGGGAGCUUUUGAUCUGGGGUCACAGCGGUGAGGGAGCCAGUUCUAGUUCACAGAAGCAGGAACAAGCCCGAGGGGCUCAGACGCCAGGCCCUUGUGGCUCUGGUAGAUGGUGGGUCUGGUUUGAAUCCAGGUUGACUGGACUCCAGAGCCGCGGGUUCCGCCCAGACGCCCUGAUGCCUUACUCAACCUUAAUCUUCUUCGGUGACUCAGUAGCCCAAACCCUAAGUCUUUGGAGUUUCUUAAAUUGUUCUCACCAACAUCCAGGAGGGGGGCUCCGCUCCCCGGAUCCUGCCCCGCGAAAGGUCUGUCUGUGGCCCCGGUCUCUCAGUCACCUUCUCUUUCCUUGUCCUGGCUCCAUUCUCCGGCCCCCUGAUGAGAGCUGAGUCAGAGCGACUUCCCUGCUUCCCCUCUGCUCCCAGUGCCUCCCAUGGGGGCCCCCCUCAGCCCCAUCCGUUCGUUGGUCACUCCCAUUAGUCCUCUCCGCCCCCCUUGUGGGGCGGGGAGCCCAGAGGCUGGGGGAGGGGGUGGACUUUUGGCCCGUUCCGUUGCUUCCCUCCAUCUCCGCGUCAACAGCUGCCCGGCGCUCUGGGCUCAUUCCUCUGCCCGGACCUUCGGGGAAGCAGGAACCCAGAGGGAGGGCAGGGGGCAGAAGCUGGGGGAGUGGGGGCAGAUCUGCACCCCAGGUUGCUGCUGGCCCCCCCUGCUCUCUCCACCUUUCUCUCCAGCCUGCCUUAACACCUCUCCUUAGCCAAAGCCCCUCAAGUUCCCUUGGGGCUCAGCCCCUCCCCUCUUCUGGGGCCCCAGGCGCCCCUCAGGGCCCUGCAUCUCACCAUGUCGGUGGCCGUGGAGAUCUUCGGCUUCUUCAUGGCGGCCCUGGGGCUGCUGAUGCUGGGGGUGACCCUGCCACACAGCUACUGGCGAGUGUCCACCGUGCACGGGAGCGUCAUCACCACCAACACCAUCUUCGAGAACCUCUGGUUUAGCUGUGCCACCGACUCCCUGGGAGUCUACAGCUGCCGGGAGUUCCCGUCCUUGCUGGCCCUCUCCGGGUACCUCCAGGCCUGCCGGGCGCUCAUGAUCACCGCCAUCUUCCUGGGCUUCCUGGGCCUCUUCCUAGGCAUGGCGGGGCUGCGCUGCAUAAACAUCGGGAGCAUGGAGCUCUCCAGGAAGGCCAGGCUGGCCGCCGUCGCAGGGGCCCUGCACAUACUGGCUGGUUUCUGCGGGAUGGUGGCCAUCUCCUGGUACGCCUUCAACAUCACCCAGGAAUUCUUCGACCCCUUGUAUCCCGGGACCAAGUACGAGCUGGGCCCCGCCCUCUACCUGGGCUGGAGCGCUUCCCUGCUCGCCAUCCUGGGCGGCGUCUGCCUCGGCUCCACCUGCUGCCGCACUCCCGACGCGGCCCCGGCCCCCAGGCUCCCCUACGAGGCCUCCGCGGUGCGGUCCCCCGGCCUCGCCGCCCCCCUGCACCCCGCGGUCUCGGACGAAGAAGGCGACAGCAGCUUUGGCAAAUACGGGAAGAACGCUUACGUGUAGGAGGCCCGUGGACCCCGUGCCCCUGCCUCUGCCCCCAGCGGCCGGAGGUCCCGCCAACACCCGGCUGCAGGCCACGCCCCGACUCCGCCCCGUGCCCCCGAGCCACGCCCGGCUCUGACCGCGCCUCCUUCGUCUGACCGAUUACCUGCCUCCUGAGAGAAUUCACCUCGGACUCCUGAGGCAGGACCUUCUGGGGCUGGGCUCUGGUUGGUUAAGGGAGCAGAGAGGACCCCGACUGUUUGUAUUCUGUAUGAUCUAUGCAGAAAUAAAUUUGUACUGUGAACUGUU